AUGAACGCCCAGGCCGGGACUGGAAGCGGCGCAUCAGCUUCGGCGCCCACCUCUUCCCCGCUCUCCGCCUUCCCCCGGCUGCCUCCGCUUCCCUCGAAAAACCCGCCGCCCAGGAAACCGCUGGGGGCGCUCAGACCGCAGCCCUGCCGCCCCCCGGCGCCCCCACCGCGACCGCCCAACCCACCUGAAGGAGCCGUGGCUGCCAGGGUUGCCCCCCUCCCGCCGACUCCCCCCACACCUGCGGGCUGCACUAUUUAUAACUCGGCGCCUAUUCCGGGCCUCUGGGCGGGAGCCCGGUGUCGCGCAGCGCUAAUCGUCGCCGGGAUCUCUGCGCCCCCCAGGGCCGGGGGAGAUAAAUUUAGCCUCAGGAAGCUCGGGGGAACAUUUUCCAAAACUCCACGUCCCAGAGAAGGCGAAACUGAACCCCUCUGCCCUCAGCCUCCUCCGGACAGCCACCAGGUGGCGCAGGUCCCCCGGCUCGAGAAGCCGGGUCGCUGCUUUGAAGCUGGGCUUCUGCACACCACUGACGGUCUUAUAUUCGACGUAAUCAGCUGGGAAUCCUGGAUAUCAGGCCGCUCCUCCGCAUGCUGUCGUACUUGGGGGUCACUUCCAGUUCUGCCUGGUCUCCUUCCCUGUUUUACCCCGCCCAGUCCCCUACCCCUUGUGGCCACUAGAGGGCUCCGGGGCGCCGAAGGGACCUUCUCACUGCUGUGCCCUGGGGCUCUGAAGGCACCAGGCAAGAACACUGACCUGCAUUUUGUGGAUGUCUAAAGAGGGGCUGCCAGGGAUAAGAAAUAACCUUAAGUUGGAGUACUAUAGAGUACCAUACUGCUGUACAAAAGAAUGGGCAGGCUCUAAAUAUACUGAUGUGGACUCCUGUACGAGGUAUGUGAAGGGAAGAUAGCAAGGUACAGAACAGGGUAUAGAGUAUGUUAUUAACUAGAAGUAUAAGUAUAUGUAAGUGCAGCCACUUCUCCCUACUGCUAUUGCUGUAAGCCUGCUCUGAGCCACCAACAUGUCUGGCCCUGACUGUGCCCAUGACCUCCUAAAAGGUCUCUACUAUCCUACCCUUGGUCCUCUAAAGUCUAUUCUCAACCCAGCAGCCAGUGUGAGCCUUUUAAAUAAAAAAUCAGUUUAUGCUCAAAUGCCUGCAACAGUUCCUCAUUUUACUCAGCAUAAAAUCUCAAGUUCUUACCAUGGCCUACUAGGCCUGCCUCCACUCCCAUCCUUAGCUUGACUUUCUCUUUUUCUAUAGAACCUAUCACCUAGUAACAUCAAUGUACUUAUUUUUUAAUGUUUAUAUUUUAUUUUCUGUCUCUACCCACCAGAAUGUAAACUCCAUGAAUACAGGGAUCUAUUUUGUUCACUGCUGUAUUCAAAUCAGCCAGAUUGGCAUAUAGCAGAUGCUCAAUAAUAUUUGUUAAAUGAAAGAAUAAAUGUUUUGCUAUUUGCAAAAACAUGGAUGAACCUGGAAGGUAUUAUGCUUAAUGAAUAAGUCAGAGAAAUACAAAUACUGUAUGUUAUCACUUACAUGUGGAAUCUAAAAAAUAAGUGAAUGAAUAUAACAAAACAGAAUGGACUCACAGAUAUAGAGAACAAGCUAGUGGUUACUAGUGGAGAGUGAAGGGGGAGGGGCAAGACAGAGGUAGGGGAUUAAGAGGUACAAACUACUGUGUAUAAAAUAAAUAAGUUACAAGAAUAUAUUGUAUAGCACAGGGAAUAUAGCCAAUAUUUUAUAAUAACUUUAAAUGGAGUAUAAUCUGUAAAAAUUUUGAAUCACUGUGUUGUACACCAGAAACUAAUAUAAUACUGUAAAUCAACUAUACUUCAAUUAAAAUAAAAAACUAAAAAAAAAAAAGAAUGAAUGACGAUGCAGUAUAUGCAUAGACUAUCUCUGGAAUGCUGUCCAAGAUACUGGUCACCAUGGUUACCUCCAGGCAGGAGAGCUGGGGGAUAGGUGUGGGAGGGAGAUAAUUUUUACUAUCAGAGUUUAUUAGGCAUAUAUUAC
Lagenorhynchus albirostris (white-beaked dolphin) is the source of this 2008-nucleotide messenger RNA. Its product is annotated as atherin-like. The transcript has 4 exons. NCBI's taxonomy places the organism in Eukaryota, Metazoa, Chordata, Mammalia, Artiodactyla, Delphinidae. The record is from RefSeq and is a predicted model, not a curated record. The coding region runs from base 1 to 771 and encodes 256 amino acids.